AAUUGAAGUGUCUGUAGUUUGGUUGACUUCUCUCGCCGGCUCGCACUUUCCCGUCCUCCUCCAUCAACGGCUUCCAUCUUCUUCCACCGUUAGUUUGGUUGCCGCCUCGCAGUUUCCCAUCCUCCUCCAUCAACGGCUUCCAUCUUCUUCCACCGUUAGCUCCUUCACCUCGAGAAUCAAUCAAGCAAUGGAUACUGAAGCAGCAACGGAGAUCAAGCCUAAGAAUGAAUUUCCAUCCAAGCAACUUGAUAGCAGGAGUCCCAGCUGGCUAACCAGGCUCUUCAAUUUACUUCCAUUGUUCACCUUUAUCUUCCUCACAGUCAAUGCUGUGGAGUCUGCUUAUCACUCACGUCAUGACCCUUCAGCACUGGUCUUCUCGGCAUUUAUUUACUCAGACUUACUGCUGCUCUUUGCUUGCCUUAAGAUGUUUGACAAUCUUGGCCCGGAUUCCCCACCGAAGAGGAAGGGGCAGCUGAAGCUGGCAGUGUGGGUCCUUGCUGCUGGUCUCAAUGUUGCCUUUGCAUGGCGUGUGGCAGCGGUGAUGCCACUGCCACUAUCUGUCAUGCUAUGGCUAAUGUCUGGGGUAGUCACUGUAGGUGGAUUUUUUGGAUUGUUUAUCUACCGGGAGGAUGGCCCUGUUCCUGCUUACGCUCAUGUCAAAAGCACCCAGCUUACUCCUGCCGAAAAUGCUUGAGAUGGAUUGACUGCUCAGUUAACGUCAAUCAGCAUUACCUAUGUAUGAAAUAAACAAUGUGGUUCAUGUGUUGUGGUUUAUGUGUAGUGCAGACCCACUGCUCGGUAUUUGGUGUGUGAAAUAAACAGUAUAUGUGGUGCAGAUCAACUAGUGGCCACCUGAAAUCUGAAUACUCUAUUCUAUGGAUUAUUGUAUGAAAAUAGGUUCAACACUUAUUAAAUGCUUGUUCCACGUCCUUCAUCUACA
Molecule: messenger RNA, 940 nt
Organism: Zingiber officinale
Lineage: Eukaryota; Viridiplantae; Streptophyta; Magnoliopsida; Zingiberales; Zingiberaceae
Exons: 2
Coding region: 188-694 (168 amino acids)
Source: RefSeq, a predicted model, not a curated record